This is a messenger RNA of Aphis gossypii (cotton aphid), 1255 nucleotides long. RefSeq lists its product as uncharacterized. Lineage: Eukaryota; Metazoa; Arthropoda; Insecta; Hemiptera; Aphididae. Bases 335 to 1096 code for a protein of 253 amino acids. The transcript has 5 exons. The record is from RefSeq and is a predicted model, not a curated record.
CCCACCUUGUCGUGGUGGAGGAGCUUGCGGGCCUUUAAUUAGGUCUUACCAAGCGGUCCCACCUCGGUACUGACCUUAAGUGGUUGGUAUCGGAGCUUCCUCUGGCCUUGGCUGGCUGGAGGUGGCAGGUCGGAGGCAACCUACUCGCGAUGAGCAAAUGCCCUAAGGGAAGGAAAACCCUGAAAAAAAACCCCUCAACUCCCAACUCGUCAAGGGGGUCACUUGGCACGGAGGUAGUUACGUGUCAACGAGGAUCCUGCAGAUACCUGGCGCCCUCUGCAGUACACAGCCUUCCCCGUGGUACGCUGCUCUGCCACGGGGUGACCACCCCUUCAUGCCCACUCGUGGGAACUAUAUGGAAACUAAAAAGCAACCAGGACCACCAACUGGCCAAUUGGUGGACGGGAGCCAACCCGUUAAAUUGGACGGCCUGGCAGACGCCGUAAAGUCUGCGACGAAGGAUCGAAUUUCUAAUCGUCCUCAACCUGCUCAAUCGUCUAUCAACAAUCAGACCAAUUUCGUAAACAAGCCGAAUUAUUCAUCUCACGCCGGUAAAAUGGUCAAAGUGUUGUAUGGACGCGACUACAGCCACUAUUGCCUAACCAGAAAUAAUAAUGUUACACUGUUAUGCACGUACUUCGUGACUAAUAAAAGGGAUCAUAGAUGCCCUAAUAGAUUCAAACCAAAUCAAAAUGAAAUCUCUAAUAAUGACUUCUAUUCAGAUAAACGUAAAUUAUGUAAUACGCCUAUUAAAAAUGAACAGAUUAAAAUACAAUCAUAUGACAAAAGCUCAAAUAAAAUUAAUGCGGUUCUUGAAGGUCUAGGUUUUGUGUGUAAUAAUGAUAAAAUAUAUACAGAUCGUGCAUCACAAAUACACUGUUAUAAUGUUAAUAAACAAUAUAAUACCGGAUACGGCACAAAAACUCAUACUUCAUCUGCAAAGUCAAAAAUUCCAGUUCUUCAAAAACCAUAUGAAUCUUAUAAACGAAAAGAAAAUAGUCAAAAGUCCAUAUUACUCUCUGAACCCUUUCAACAAAAGAAUUACUACCACAAAAAUUAUGUAAGCAACAUAUUUAAAAUUACAAAAAAAUUAUAGUUUUAAAAAAUUUGCUUUCCCUAUUGCCCUCUAUUUGCUCUUGUAAAAUGAAAAAAUUCAAUUAAUUGACAACUAAAUUUUUACAAUUUUGUGGAUAAAUUGAGAACAAUUUUUACUUUGUUUUUUUAGUUUUAUUUUUUUUUAAAAAUUCGUAAUUUU